Daldinia decipiens is the source of this 1470-nucleotide messenger RNA. RefSeq lists its product as uncharacterized. NCBI's taxonomy places the organism in Eukaryota, Fungi, Ascomycota, Sordariomycetes, Xylariales, Hypoxylaceae. The record is from RefSeq and is a predicted model, not a curated record. Bases 28 to 1470 code for a protein of 480 amino acids. The transcript has 2 exons.
UAUAAGGAUACAUUCAUCACUACCACAAUGUCUUUACCAGUAGGACGAAAUUCACGUCGACAACAACUACAAUAUCCACAAGUUCAAAUAGUACACGGGCUACACUUCCCAGUGCCCGUAAACAACAUGGAUAUGUCGGUACCGAAGCCAAAUCAGGCACUGCCUAGCACGAUGCCUGACAUGACGCCUCUGGGGGAAGUAUCAAAUGUCAAUGCCCGCUUUAUGCCACAGGGACUGAAGCACUCCGAGGGACCAUGCUCCGGGCAAUCACAGAUUCAAUCUCCAGUACAAGGUCUCUCUGAGAUAUUACCCCAAGAUCGAUCUUUGAUGGAUUCUUGGGAGCCAACCGUAGAUCCUAUGCUACUCCAUAUCCAGCCUCAUACUAAACCUUUACCCCAGAACACCCAGAACACCCAGACGCAAUCACAAGAACAACCUCAACCUCAAUGUCAGAUGAACUCCUUCGGACCAACCAUAGGUUCCGGGGGAUUAUACACUCAGCCCCAAACUCAGUCUUCACAUCGUAGUCCCCAGAGGCAAUCACAAGGAUUCCAUCAGGCACAAUCUCAACGUCAAUUUCAGAUGACUGUUGGGCCAGCCACGGAUUCUGGGCAAUUCUCUAUUCAGUUCCAUACUCAGCCUUUUCAGCAGUUCCAGGCGCAAAUACAAGGAUUCUCUCAGCCUCAAUCCCAGGUGACUUAUUGCCGGUCAAUCCUGGGUUCUGGGGAAUUAAAUAUUCCGAUCAAUGCUCGGCCUUCGCCUCAGAAUUCCCAGAUGCAACCACUGGGACUCCCUCAAACACUACUUCAACAUCAAUCUCAGACACCGGACAAUACUUUUCAGCAAUCAUCUCCUCAGCAGUCACAACAAAGCUACUCACACACACCUCCACAGCAACAGCUACAGUCGCAGACAGAUUCAUCGGUAAACUCUGGAUCAUUGUCUCCAACUAAUCUAGAUCAACCAUGGAUGCAAUUCAAUAUUAAGACAGGGUUUGAAUUCGAUACACCUCCCCCUAAAAAGUACUGUUCCCUCCCACUCCAUAUGAUAGGAAAGGUGCUAGGAAAAAUACCGCCUUGGAUCAAUGAGCUGCCGGAGGGUGUUGAAAUAUCGCAAGAAAACUUGCUAAACAUGCCGAUAUUCGCCAGGCACUAUCCUUCCUUCUACUUCAUACUCAGCGUCUACAUGCGCGAUAUCAAAGUACAAGACCUGACAACGAAGGAUAUGCCACCUUAUUUGAGGUCAGAGUUAUUAAGCUUUGUAGGGGCCACUCCUGAAUUCGAUCGAGUCGUGUUCCGAGAAAACUGGCUCAACUACUUUGACGCGCUCAAUUGGUUCAUUGCCAUUCACGCGGGCCGCCAUGCUGUGGAGUCAUAUAAGCUGGUCGAACUCGUGAAGAAAUUAGUGAGCCUACGCUAUAUCGACAGCGAGUUUAUAUACAUUUCGAUGAACCAAACAUACGGUAAGUAA